UGCUUUCAAUAUACUCUGUGUCCCUCAUUUACUCAGGGGUUUCCAUUAGUUUUGGCAGUUACCUGUUUAUGUCUUCAUUUUCUAAUUCAACCUUGAGACAAUAUGGAGGAGUUAACCAGAGAGGAACAUCUAGCGAUGAUGCCUCUGAGUGGAGCGAAACAAACUGAUAUAGAAACGAUAUACAACAUACAGACUAACUUCAAAUGCUGUGGGCUCGUACAAGGCUACCAAGACUGGGGCACAGACAUCCCCAUCUCCUGUCUCUGUUCUGAUGAGGACUCAACAGACUUUAAAUGUGUUGCUCCUGGUAACAAUACAAGAUUUGUUAUUCACUAUCACAAAAGUAAUUCGUCUGAGGAUGAUGACCACAAGGGAUUAAUGGAUGAAAACAUGCUGGUAUAUGAAAAGCCAUGUCUUCCCAUCCUGAUCUCUGUUGAGAGAAGUGCAAUCAGCCUGGGAAUAGGAAUAUUCGUAGCACUGACAGCAUUAUGGGAUGUUGGAGUUGUCCUGGCCAUCACAAUACUCUGCCAGAUGAGAAGAAAGGUUGAUGUGCCACCUGUGAUCUUCACCUCUCAACCACCUCAAUACAGAGAGCUGUGUGACACAGCAGAGUGUCUGACAUGAAAUGGUUCUCUUAUGAAGGAGACUCAAUGCACUAGUCUGAGUGCCAGUCUGUUUGUGCCAUCAUGACAACUCCUGUCACUCAUUUGUGUCAAGCCAAACAUGACAAUGGGUGACAAAGAGUUGGCUUGGCAAUGACAGCAAUGGAGUUGUCAUUGGCCAGACCACAAACAGAUCUGGGAUCAGGCUAGCAAUGCAUCCAUAUUAUGUACACACAUAACACACAUGAAAGGACAACUUGGGACAUUAUUAGACAUUAGACAUCUCUACUGUGUUGUCCAAAGUAUUACUGUUUAACUGAUUAUCCAUCUGACUGCCAGCAAGAGUCUUCUUAUUGGCUGUCAAAGGUUCUGUAAAACCUGUGGUUUGUUUUUCUGUUGUAAAUAAUUGGUAACCAUUUAACCGUUGAAGUGCCUCAGUGUUGGUUACAGUGUCUUGAAUAAAGGGACAAGCAUCUUAA
Messenger RNA from Oncorhynchus kisutch (coho salmon), 1081 nucleotides. Its product is annotated as tetraspanin-8-like. The transcript is spliced from 6 exons. The record is from RefSeq and is a predicted model, not a curated record. Bases 103 to 624 code for a protein of 173 amino acids. NCBI's taxonomy places the organism in Eukaryota, Metazoa, Chordata, Actinopteri, Salmoniformes, Salmonidae. Gene Ontology annotation, cellular component: membrane.